UUUGUACCCAGUACAAUGUCGCUGUCUUCGCUGCCUGCAUAGUGGUUAUCGUAGCAACUUGAUGUCAGCAUCCGUACAAUACAUACUGUUCAGGUUGCGGUUUACUAUGCUGCUCUUCCUGGAUGGGGAAUCUCCGUCAUUCCAAUCCACUCCAGUUGGUGACUCCACCACAACGACUAAUCAACGAGGCAUUGAAAGACUGUCACGCGCGCUCAUACUUCGAAGUCAGUCACCGGCCACGGAUGUCUUCACCUCUGCUGCGGUUAGCUGCUGUGUUGGCGAGUCUGUCUGUCAUCUUCGCACAGGUACCGCAAAGUAUUGUCUCCAGCCAGCACGAGAACACCCCAACCCUCCAGAAUGCAAAGGCGACGGGCUGGCCAUCGUUGAGAUUCAACUUCACACUAAAGCGAGCUUCCAUGAAAGUCCACGGUCAUUCGGAGUUCUCCAUGAUUGCAACCCCCACCAUAUCGAUUAGUGAAGACACGAUACUUUACGACGUUUUCGCUCAAUUUACACAAGACACAAUCCUCUACAACUACACAGAGGUUGGUGGGAUCGGAUAUCUCUCGACUAGCUCGGUAGACGGCAGUCCUUCACUGAAGUGCUACGACUCGACAUCGGGGGAAGUCCCGUCGAUUAAUUCUAUCGUUUCGGCUAUCAACCAAGCCGCGUCUGCUCCGGCCAGUAACAGUAGUGUUGGCAUCGAAUGUUCGACUGGAAAUCUGUUCAAGGUAUCCGUAAAUAGCAUUAACUUUGGUCUGUGUACUACGAAGUCUUGGGGAUUCACGAUGCGUGGCAGUGACAUGGAUAUCACGGUGGAAUAUCUCAACAAUCGAGUGGACAUCAAAGAACCACUUGAUGCUCCUCAACAGUGUAUCACAACGUCUUCUUCGAGUUCAGUGACGGCAAUCGGGAAAUCCUUGCUUACGGGACAACUCGUGCAAAACGACAGUACACGUAAGUUACGAAUGGAAAUCGACUUUUCCUUGGAUGACUCGUGUACGUGCAAAUCGAAGCCACGGCCGUGCGUGUUCGUUCAUGGUCUGGGAAUCAAAAAGGAGCUGGCUCGCAAUCGAGAUCGGUUCUACUAUUGGGGCGACUUGGACGGUCACGCACCAUGCUGCACGUCGAUGACGUACACGUAUCUAAACACAUCGGGUAAUCCCUGGACGAGCGAUGAGUUGCAGCAAAAAGUCUGCAAUCGAGUUAUGGCAGUGAGCCACUCGAGUAAAAAUGCCGUAAUUGCUGAUACUAUUGUGGUGACCCAUUCGAUGGGAAAUCUCAUGCUGGCUGGCGCGAUUGCCAAUAAAAAAUGCAGUCUGGACUCUACCUCGACGUGGGUGGGUUUAGCUGGACCAAUGAAGGGAAGUAUGUGCUCCGACUUCAUCCAGGAUUCCUGUGCCGGUAGAACGACUGCUGUGUUGGAAACAGUCGCUGAAGUCACAGGAAAAUGCCCACCAACUACAGGACUGAAGUCUCUACCCUACCAAGGAGGGCCACACAGUUCAACAGAGCUCGAUGAGGCGUACGAGGCGGCACAAGCUGCUUAUCGGGCCAAUGUGUACGCUGUGAUGUGUGGCGAGAACUACACGGGACAAGUUUCCUUGUACCAAUCAAUAUUUUGGAUGCUUGGCAAGACCGUGCCACACAAGUCUAAGCGGAAUGAUGGCAUGGUAGAGUUCGACAGUUGCGCUGCGGGAAUUCCAGAGUCCAAAUUCGGGAAUACCUAUCGUGACAGAUUCUACCGGACGAAGCUCAAUCAUUUCGACAUGGAAUUCAUUAGUGGCGACGCUAUGCUGGAUGAGGCUAAGAUGCCUGUGAAGUGGUUCGAGUGCUUGUUGUAGUCCAGACACGUAGCGUUUUUGAAUGCUGGUAGAAUGAAAAGAAUAUUCUUUCUUUUUAAUAGAACA
Molecule: messenger RNA, 1910 nt
Organism: Phytophthora nicotianae INRA-310
Lineage: Eukaryota; Oomycota; Peronosporomycetes; Peronosporales; Peronosporaceae
Exons: 1
Coding region: 123-1844 (573 amino acids)
Source: RefSeq, a predicted model, not a curated record